CUAAGAAGCACACAGGAGGCGCUUCAACACCAUUAAGGAUUAAAAAAGCCGACUUGCUGAAGAAAUAUACAUAACUGCAGCGUUUCAAUCGGGGAUCAUGGAGUCCUAACAGUGUUUCCAGCCGCUGCAGAGAGAGGUAAAGAUGAAGAAGUCAGAAAUGUUUGGUUUCUCCCUGGAGGCAGACGACAGGACAAAGGAUGAGAAAACGCAGCAAAACGCAGCAAAGAAGGAUUUGGUCUCUGCUUUGGGUUUGGGCCAGGAGGCCCCCAAGGCUCCCAUGGACACUGAUUACCAGGAGGAAAUGGAAAAGACCAAGCCUCAAAUCAGAUUCAAUCUGAACUUUGACAAAGAGAUUCGUGGUGAAGAGCAGAACAAUAGGAAGAGAGACAGCAAAACAUUUAACAUUGAGAGGUUGUUUGAAGCAGUGGCCAACAGAGAUGUCAGAAAGCUGGACGGCCUGUACCAGUACCUGCACCAAAACAUGAAGAAACUCUCUGACUCCUUGUAUCAGUCCUACGGUAAAACCGCCCUAAUGAAGGCUCUGCUGCACCUCAAAGACAACAAGAACGAGACUGUUGAGUUUUUAAUUGACAUUUCAGAGAGGCUAGGCGACAUUAAAGAGUUUGUGAAUGCAGCCUACACCAACAGCUAUUACCAAGGCCAGACAGCUCUCCAUAUAGCCAUUGAGAGGAGAAGUAUUUCCUAUGUGAAACUCCUGGUCAGUAAAGGAGCAGAUGUCCACGCCAAAGCCUGUGGGAAAUUCUUUCAGCCAAAUGACGGUCCCUACUUUUACUUUGGUGAGCUGCCUCUGUCUCUGGCAGCCUGCACCAACCAGGCCGACGUGGUGGACUUCCUGAUGGAGAACGAGUACCAUCAAGCAGAUGUCAAGCUGGUGGACUCUCACGGCAACACGGUGCUGCACGCUCUGGUGGUGGUGGCCGACAACUCAACGGAGAACACAGACUUCAUCACCAGCAUGUACGAUCGCAUCCUCAAAACCACAGCUCGACUGUAUCCAAAGCUGAAGCUGGAGGACAUCGAAAACCACAAGGGGUUAACACCUCUCAAAAUGGCUGCCAAGACUGGCAAGACAGGGCUUUUUUCACACAUCCUGAAACGGGAAUUCCAAGACAGUCACACCAAACAUUUGUCCCGUAAAUUCACUGAAUGGGUUUACGGUCCCGUCCACUGCUCCCUGUUUGACCUGGCCUCUGUGGAUUCGUGCGAGGACAACUCGGUCAUGGAGAUACUGAUCUAUGGCAGUGACAUUCCUAACCGUCACGAGAUGCUCCAGACGGAGCCUCUGAGCCGUCUGCUGGAGGAGAAGUGGAAGAAGUUUGCAGGUCGAAUGUUUUUCCUCAACUUCCUGUUCUACCUCAUGUACCUGAUCAUCUUCACUAUUGUGGCCUACAAUAAGAGGGAGGGAAAGCCACCGUUUCCCUUCGAACACACCUCAGUGGGUUACCUGUAUGUUUCAGGCCAGCUACUGACAGCACUGGCAAACUGUUAUUUCUUUUUCAUAGGGAUGAUUGACAUGAAGAGGAAGCGCCCAAAGCUGCAGACAUUGCUAAUUGAUGGAUAUUAUGAGAUUCUUUUUCUUGCGCAGGGGGUCCUCUUCCUGGUCUCGGCCGGGCUGUAUCUGUGCGGGCAGCAGGAGUACCUCGGCUUCCUGGUGCUGUGUCUCGCUCUGAGCUGGUUGAACCUGCUCUACUUCUCCAGGGGUGACAGACACAUGGGCAUCUACAGUGUCAUGAUACAGAAGAUGAUCCUCAGUGAUAUCCUGCGCUUUCUUUUUGUCUACGUUGUCUUCCUCUUUGGAUUUUCAGCAGCGGUGGUCACACUGCUCAUAGAGCCUCCUGUGAAAAACAACACUGCCAGUCUUAAGAGGGAGCGUUUGUUUGGCCCCCUUGACCCUGGUGAGGAGUGUAUAAAACCCACCUUCAGAAACAUCUCCUACACCACGCUGCAGCUCUUCAAGUUCACCAUUGGCAUGGGGGACAUGGAGUUCACCGAGAGCUACCAGUACAAGGAGGUCUUUUACGUGCUCCUCAUUGGCUAUAUCAUACUCACCUACAUCCUGCUGCUCAACAUGCUCAUCGCCCUCAUGAACCGCACCGUGGAGAAGAUCACCAUGGAGAGCACCAGCAUCUGGAAGCUGCAGAGGGCCAUCACUAUCCUGGACAUGGAGAAAAGACUGCCUUGUUGCCUGAGGAGGAGGCUUCGUUGUGGGGUGGAGAAAAAACUGGGCACUGUUCUUGGAGAUGACUGGCGCUGGUGUUACAGAGUGGAGGAAGUCAACUGGAACAAAUGGAACAUGAACCUGGGCAAAAUAAAUGAGGAUCCUGGCUGCUGGGAUCGUGUACAACAGCCUGCCUCAGAAACCCCGUCGAACAGACCAAACAGAGGGCGGAGCUGGAGAGGUUUAUUCAUGGAGGGCAGUCGGCGGCAGCAGACACAUCAGCCCACAGAGAUGAGUCCUCUGAGCACCACACCGGUCUAAAGAGACAACAGAGAGCUUCACUCUGGCUGCUCAGCCUGACUGACCUGAGCAACGAGGCAUUCAGACCUAAAGACAGUAUUCAGUUUCACUUCCCCAAGAAAUGUAACUGCCAAAGGGAUGAGGUGCCUCUCUGAUUGACUGAUGCUCCAGUGUCAGCUUGAUUUUAAAUUUAAACUUUGAGGCAAUAUUUAUAUUAUAAAAUAUAAUAUAUUAAUAUUGUAGAUAUAUAUCUGACUGACAUAAUGGGGCGAAAAUGAAGAAUUUAUCAAUGCGGAAUGCUGAAACAAGUGCUGCUUAAAUACCAAGGUAACCAUGCAUGUGAAAUAUAUUAGCCAUUUAAUUGAAAGGGUUCUGCACAUGCUGUUUCUGCCAACGCCUGAAUAGGAUUCACAUCCUCUGCAAAAAGGCCACAACCUGCCCGGCACUUAUAGCAUCACUUUAAAAUCCUUCAUGGAGUAAUACUGAUCACAAAGGUGCUGAUCCUACCUUCCCACUGUGUGGCCUUUGUACAAGUCCCAUUUUCAUCACAGCCAGACAAGGUAAAUCUACUGCAGCCAGAGGGUCCUGCAGAUUUCACAGCUUGCUUUGUCUACUCUUCUUCCUGUUUCUAUUUGGCAGAGGCAGGGUUGGAUAAAUGGCAUGAAGGCACAGCAACUGGUCCAACAAUCACCACCUUAAGCACUAGCUGUCACAGUUACAAAUUAUAUGUAGCUUAGAUGGGCCUUUUGAACCAUUCAGCCACUAGUCAGGCUGAUUAUGUAAGAAAAGUGCGUAAACAGUGACCUACCUAAACUGGCAGACAGGAUGACAAUAGUUAAGUUACUGUAUCUAAGCGCAUGCAGAAUGAAGAGAGCAGAAGAAAACUGCAGUUAAGUUCAGACAUGUAAAUUAAUGUUGCAGAUAAUCCAAACAGCAGUUUAGACUCAUUUCAAAGCAUAAAUUAGAACUUUA
Molecule: messenger RNA, 3451 nt
Organism: Xiphias gladius (swordfish)
Lineage: Eukaryota; Metazoa; Chordata; Actinopteri; Istiophoriformes; Xiphiidae
Gene: trpv1
Product: transient receptor potential cation channel, subfamily V, member 1
Exons: 17
Coding region: 143-2500 (785 amino acids)
Biological process (GO): calcium ion import across plasma membrane
Cellular component (GO): membrane
Molecular function (GO): calcium channel activity; protein binding
Source: RefSeq, a predicted model, not a curated record